This is a messenger RNA of Athene cunicularia (burrowing owl), 1622 nucleotides long. RefSeq names its product C1q and TNF related 4 (gene C1QTNF4). NCBI's taxonomy places the organism in Eukaryota, Metazoa, Chordata, Aves, Strigiformes, Strigidae. Gene Ontology annotation, molecular function: protein binding. The record is from RefSeq and is a predicted model, not a curated record. The coding region runs from base 91 to 1194 and encodes 367 amino acids. The transcript is spliced from 2 exons.
CAGCAACGUGCUUGCAGUAUAUUCCCCGACUCCUGGAUACGCUGAGCAAGCUCUGGAGCACAGGCAGCGCUUUGGAACCAGGCAGAUACAAUGAUGACAGUGAAGGUUCAGGUCCUGUUUGGCUUCCUUUGCUGCAUGAUAUUUCUGCCUACAGAUGGCUUCCCAGCAGACACCAGUACUGAAUUUCGCUCUGCUUUCUCUGUGGCCAGAACCAGCAGCAUGGAAGGGAGCUCCGAGAUGGUCAUUACCUUUGACAAAGUGUAUGUGAACAUUGGCAAUGACUUUGAUCCCAAGACUGGAUUGUUCCGCUGUCGGAUCCCUGGAGCCUACUACUUCUCCUUCACAGUUGGGAAAUACCCAAAGAAAAACUUGUCUGUCAUGCUGAUGAGAAACAAGAAUGAAGUGCAAGUGAUUGUGUAUGAUGAACAUCACCGCAAGGAAAGGAAGGUAGCCAGCCAGAGUGCCAUGCUCCAGCUUGACUACGGUGACACAGUUUGGCUGCGGUUACAUGGAGAUCCCAAGUAUGCUCUUUACAGCAACGUGGGCCCCUAUACAACUUUCAAUGGCUACCUAAUCUAUCCCGACACUUCUGCCUUCUUCCAGAAUGCUCUUAGCUCUCAAGAGCUGGGGCCACACCAUCGCACUAUUCAGCAGCUUCCUGGAGAGCGGAAUGAAGCUUCACAUCAACGUGUGUUAUCUGAUCAACCGAACAGGGAACAAGACCCUCGCUCUGCAUUUUCUGUUGCCCGCUCACAAAGUCUCCUGGGGACAGAUGACAAGCAAACUCAACAUGAGCCAAUCACAUUUGACACAGAGUUUGUGAACAUUGGAAAAGAUUUCAAUUCCUCCACCGGUAUCUUCUCAUGCCGUAUACCUGGUGCAUACUAUUUCUCCUUCACCAUCGGCAAAAUGCCCUUUAAGACUAUGUCAGUGAAACUUAUGAAGAACCACAAUGAGGUGCAGGCCAUGAUCUAUGAUGACAACCACUCCAAGAGGCGGGAGAUGCAGAGCCAGAGCAUCAUGCUGCCUCUUCAAACGGGGGACACCGUUUGGCUCUACAGCCAUCAGCACGAUGGCUAUGGUGCCUACAGCAACCAUGGCAAGUACAUCACCUUCACAGGCUUCCUGAUCUAUUCAGAGGCUCAGCCAAAACGGCUUCCAGGUGCCAGCUCACCCCAAGGGUCAAAUAAUUAAACGCACAUGUGAAAGGAGCAUAAGAAAAGCCAAGGUGCCAUGAACUUGGAUAUAGCUCCUCCUCGAAUAUCAUCCUCUACUUUGAGCAUGCUACCAUGUGUCCAGUGCUCUCCUUACGCUGCACGCUUGUGCUCUGUCUGCAGGGCCGCUGCUGUGUCUGCCAUUCAUCCGUAGAAAGGUCUUUACAGGUUGUAUGUGUGUGUCCUGUGUUGGUGUUUGAUUUAAGCAUAAAGCAUGAGGUAGUUGUGGGGCAGGGGUGGGGCAGUGUAGUGAGAUGCUGAGGAUCAGAGAAGCACUGCGGUAAUCUCACUGCAGAUCCCCAGCAUCCAGAAAGCAAAGGAGGUGGCGACUUUCCUUGCAUAUGUGGGGAGGGAAUAAAUGUAAUGGAAAUGAAUGUAUUAAAAAUACAAAAGAUGUAACAUUUUCUC